Messenger RNA from Aspergillus oryzae RIB40, 528 nucleotides. Its product is annotated as putative NmrA-like family protein. The transcript has 2 exons. The record is from RefSeq and is a predicted model, not a curated record. NCBI's taxonomy places the organism in Eukaryota, Fungi, Ascomycota, Eurotiomycetes, Eurotiales, Aspergillaceae. Bases 1 to 528 code for a protein of 175 amino acids.
AUGCUUAGGAAAUCCGGAGUAACUUACACUUCCAUCCGAGAAGGAAUUUACACAGAAGCCUUCCCAGUUCUCCUCAACUGGUAUCCCGAUUCAACCACAGUGCCUCUCCCAGCCGACGGCCCAAUGGCAUUAACCCUACGCUCGGAGCUCGGCGAAGCGACAGCGCGAUUGAUGAUCGCCGGAGGACAUGAAAACGAGAUCGUCCUGUUGACAGCCGAGGACACUAUUCGGCCCUCGGAGAUCGUGGAUAUCAUCAACCAAACGACAGGUCGGGAAGUUAAGUUUGAGCGUGUAUCUCCCGAGGGGUAUAUCCGGAUCUACGGUGAAAAUGAUCGGGGCGGGAAGCCCAAGGCUUUCUUUCAGCAGACUUUGACGUGGUAUGAGGGGAUCGAGAAGGGUGAGUUGGCUACGACGCAUUCAUUGAUGAGGGAACUUUUGGGUAGGGAGCCGACGAAGCCUCGUGAUGCGAUUCAGGGCUUGUUGUUGGAAAACCCUAAUUACACGUGGCAUCAGAAUUAUGUGAAUUGA